UACCGGAAGUGUCGUUGUUUACGGAAUCGGGAGAAAUGUCAUAACGCAAGAGUAAAGCUAAGCUACGGAAUUACUUUUUCUACUAAGCCUGAGUUCUAAAUACACGAUAUGUAAAGAAUGCGAUCAUUUAUGUCAAAAAUCUCAAGCGAGCUUAUGUUUUUUCAAAUUAAAUAGUGUCCAGAAUCCGUUAAACAUAAAUCAGAACUAAUGGAGCGAGCUAGUUGCAGCUAACGUUAGCAUGACACUUUGUUUAAACAGCAGGGUUCGUGAAAGCAACCAAGCUGUAAACUCGGACAACCGAUACAAUCCAUAAAUCAUUAACUACACAAAAAGCACGUGUAAGAAACGGACACAUCUACUUUAGAGACACCGACUUUAGCUGUAGCCAGUCAACAACAACAGGCUUUGAAUUGCCAGUCAUUUUUUUCUCCUCCUUUUCCGUUUAUUAAAAAGACUUUAAACCACAGCGCAGUUAUAAUGGCGGAGACUAUACUAACGUUUCAGUCACAGCUUUCUGGCGUCAUGGAAACGGUGUUCAAAGCUGCUAUGUAUGAGAUCACCCGGUUGGUGGAGGACAGUUUUUUGGAAGAGGUAACGCGGUGCCGGGAGCAGGUUGAGUCCUUAAAGAGACGACUGAAGUGGUCGGAGACUCGUCGCAAAGAACGAGAGGGAGACUGGAGAGGGAGAUGCAUUGACUGUGGAAAAGUCGGGAUAUCCAGUGAGAACCAACCCAGAACCUCAGUCAUCAGGUAUUCAAGGCACUGGACUGUUCAAGGAAGAAAAGCAGAUGUGUCAGCUCUUCCAGGACCCAGUAAAUGUUUUAAUGACCAAAAGAUCCCAAAGUGCCAAGUAAAUUGGGAAACUGGAUUUGAGCAGAGAGCAGAAUCAAACAAUGAUGGACACUCGGGUGAACCGACUGAACCUCUGUUCCCAAACAGGUACGGCAUGGAAGACUUAGAUGGCAUUGACAAGUCUGGAUAUGGAGACACUGGAAUGAUAGACAUGGGUAAUUUUGAUGGAAUACAUUCACCAUCGCACCUGGGCAAAGAUCUGAGUUAUGUGGGCCAUUAUGAUGAGGAUGUGGAAACACCAGAAGGAGCUGAUCAUCAAGCUUACCAAACAGGCACUCAGCGGAAUAGAAAGGAUCAGGAAGGUUCACCCUCAGGUUCCCCCUCUAGGACUAACAUUGAUGUAAGUGGAGAGUUCAGCUGUUUACUAAUUAAUGAGGAGGGGUAUCUGCAGGACACAAAUGUCUUGUACCCUGAACAAGUGUCCAGUGAUUCAGGUAGUAGAUUCAGCUUCCGCGGCCAGGGUAUUCGUAUUGGCCCUUCUCUAGACAGCACUGAGGAUAUGUAUGAGCCUUCAGAUACGUACAGCGAUACCUUAAACGUGGGACAACAGAUGCAACAUCAGGCAACAGUGAGAGGAGCAAGGAGAUACACUUGUAACCAGUGCUCCAUGUCCUUCCCGGAUUCUGCUUCCCUCAAGGCUCACAAACACACACACAAAGGCACUGGACAAGUGCCCCCAUACUCCUGCAACCAGUGUGGAAAGACCUUUACUCAAGCUUGUAACCUUAAAGUCCACCAAAGGACUCAUUUAGGGCAAGGGGUUCACCUCUGCAGCCAUUGUGGUAAAGGUUUUCCUUCAUUUUCUGAGCUAAAGGCACACAAAUGUGGUCAAGUAGGGGACAAACCAUAUUGCUGCACAGUAUGUGGGAAUAAGUUCAGCCGUCUAUGGAAUCUUAAGUUGCACCAGAGAAUUCACACACAGGAAAAACCUCAUCGGUGCACCAUGUGUGACAAGAGCUUCACAAGAGCAGACAUAUUGAAGGUUCACCAGCGUACCCACACAGGGGAAAGACCAUACUGCUGCACUGUUUGCGGUCUCAGCUUCAAACGCCUGGAUCAUCUGAAAUCCCAUCAACGCAAGCACAUGACAGAUCUAUAAUUCCUUGGGAGAAGAAGUAUCAAAUUAUUUAAUAUUAUUUGUGCUAUCUGAAGGUUUAAGUGAAUAUUUAUAUUAAUGAGCCUGUGAUGGAUAGAUAAGGUCUAUCACA
Messenger RNA from Pundamilia nyererei, 2059 nucleotides. Its product is annotated as zinc finger protein 397-like. The record is from RefSeq and is a predicted model, not a curated record. Gene Ontology annotation, molecular function: DNA-binding transcription factor activity, RNA polymerase II-specific. Gene Ontology annotation, biological process: regulation of transcription by RNA polymerase II. Lineage: Eukaryota; Metazoa; Chordata; Actinopteri; Cichliformes; Cichlidae. Bases 478 to 1950 code for a protein of 490 amino acids. The transcript is spliced from 3 exons. Gene Ontology annotation, cellular component: nucleus.